Messenger RNA from Meloidogyne enterolobii, 429 nucleotides. The record is from the annotation of a GenBank genome assembly. NCBI's taxonomy places the organism in Eukaryota, Metazoa, Nematoda, Chromadorea, Rhabditida, Meloidogynidae.
AUGACUUUUGAAGUUGAAUUUCAAGAUCAAGUUUUCCAGAAUUUACUUGAUCCUGGAAACAGAAGAUUUGCUAGCAAUUACACCAAAGAUUUGAGUAUUCUUGGAAGAGAUCUUUCAAAAACUGUAAUUAUUGACAAUUGCCUUCAAUCAUUUGCCUAUCAAAUUGACAAUGGAAUUCCAAUUGAGAGUUGGUUUGUUGAAAGGAAUGAUACAGAAUUGUUGAAGUUGAUACCUUUUUUGGAGUCUUUAAGUAGAGAGGGUCAGGAUGUCCGUCCACGUAUCCGUGAACGUUAUCGAAUUCAUGACAUUCUAAACAACAGCUGUGCCUGGACUAACAACAGCAGCAACAAUUCUCUUCUCGAUUCUACAACAAAUUCUCAAGAUUUUGGUGAAUAUAAUGUUGGAAAUGAAAGUGAAAUUUAUUCUUAA